AUGCAGUUGACUCGUCCCGGGUUGCUGGCAAAAUCUACAGUCUCAACAGUUGUACAAAAUGCAUCAUGCAGUCGAGGUUGGUUGCGGCUGGUGGUUCAGACCAUUUUUGCGACUAUCACGGUGGCCAGUUUUAUUCUAAUACUUUUAAUGGCAGUUCCAACAUGGCCAUCCCAAUCGCUGCCACCACCGCCGCCACCGCCCACCAUUGCGGCACGAUGCCGUAUCGACGGUUGCAGAAUUUUUUGUCUAGACACACCUUACUUUGGACAAUAUGAAGACCACAUCAUUCGAGCUGUAAUGACCGUGGAAGAGAAUAAUUGUGUACUCAUAUUUUUAACUCUGGAUUCUCCAAUGUUUAUUGACAACACAAUGCCACCAAAAUGGCUGGACAGGCUGCGAACCAACCACAUUCAUGAAUUGACAAUAACGAAUGGAAAUCUGGAGCAUAUCCCAUCAGAUGCCUUUAUGAGUCAAUGUUGUACCAAUAUUCGAGUGUUGGAAUUCAAGAACCUGAUGUUGAAAUCUUGGACACCAGAUAGUUUCGUAGGCCUUUCCAAUUUACAACAACUUUAUAUAAAUAACAUUGGCCUUAAUGAAAUACCAAGGGAUGCUUUAAGAGCACUGCAUGACACAUUGGUGAGCCUUUCAAUAACUAGAAGUAGGUACUGGGAUCCGCGAAACAUUACAGGUGUAACAAUAUUCACUCGACUGGAAUCUGUUGAUUUAUCCACAAAUAAUUUUAAAGACGUAUUGGAUAGAAAUAGCUUUAUUGGUCUCAAAAAAUGUAAACUUCUAUAUCUUAACUCAUGUGGAAUAACUUCGAUCGGGGCAGGCACCUUUGAUAGUUUAGUUAACAUUGAAAUGAUAUACCUGCACAAUAAUCAACUGACAACACUACCACCGGGUCUGCUCAGCAAUCUUAUAGCAAUUUCCGAUCCUCGGCCUAGAAUUAAUUUACAAUACAAUUUGUGGAAAUGUGACUGUUCGGCAGAAGAAAUAAGAAGACUAUCAAGACAAGACGUACUGCUCACUGUUCCGGUUUGUGACAGCCCGGAACAUUUUCAAAAUAAAACUUUUAGUGAACUUGAUGCAUAUUGUUCUGGUAAUAAUCAUGACUUGGCAUAUGGAACCGUUAUAAAAGAGGCAUCAAAUGAAGUAAGUAGGUGGUGGGAACAUGUUGACGAUAUAUGUGGGUUCUUUUAUGUGAGCCAGAGGUGCUUUCACAAUCGUCCUUCGAGUUCCGGCUUGAGGAUGUUGUCACCAGUGCAUGGACACCGCUGCCUCUCUAAUGAUACAGAAAGUAUAGAUAUCAUUCCUUCGUUUCUGGAUAAAAAUAGUACACAAUUAAUGCCUGAGAGGUCGUGGAUAAAGAUGAACUAUUUCAUAAAAACUCAUCAGUAUUCCGUUGUCGAAAUAAACGCAACGGAUAUGGUAGACUAUGGGCUCGUGUGGUACCAAACCAACUGCCCACAUGAGUUGUACUGCAUUAGUGAUGUGCCAUCAGUAUUCAGAAUUUAUAAUAUCGAGAUAAAAGCUGAAUAUGUUUUCUGUCCGAUAAAAUUAAGCACAGGGAAGGUUGAACCAGAAAACUGUGUUAUUUACCAUAAUAACAAUGUUUUCGACUUUGAAAAAGGCUACUAUCAGAUUGAAAUUUUACUUUAUAUCGUGACUGGAAUGGUGUGUUUGAUCUUUGGAGCUCUUUGUGUUUACGCAGUGAUUAGAAAGCACCCACAUCUUCUAAAGGGAAGUAAGAGAAUAUUGUUUGUGAAACAUAAAUCUGUGGAUGCCUUGGUUUUGCCGCCAAAAGUGCCUCUGAGAAAUGAUUUUAGUGCACCACCGGUAAAUGAAAGCUGUAAGAAGAUUUUUGUUGUGCCUGCAAAUCAUGUUAAUAAUAUUCCAAGUAGGUUCAAAAGAAAUAAGUCAAUAAGGAGCAAUAAGAGUAGUGCUCCAAGCUAUAUUUCACCUCUUCAACCGACGGAGGACCAAUUGGCUGAAUGGCGUAUACGUCAUCACUUUAACAAUGAAGUGUCGAUUAAUUCUAUGUCAUCAGAACUAUCCACGUUUUCCUGGGUUUCUGACGAUGAAGGUCUGUACUAUUCUAUCGAUGUGGAUAAUUAUAAGACUUACGAGAGUGUAAAAUAGUUUAAUUAUGACUGUUACGAACAGGAAGUGUUAUUCCAUUUGUCAUAUGAAAUGUCAGGUAUCAUUUGUCAUAAAUGUACGCAACAUAUAGGAAUGUUAUUUUUAAAGCUAUCAGUUAC
Messenger RNA from Spodoptera litura, 2261 nucleotides. RefSeq lists its product as uncharacterized. Gene Ontology annotation, molecular function: protein binding. Gene Ontology annotation, cellular component: plasma membrane. Lineage: Eukaryota; Metazoa; Arthropoda; Insecta; Lepidoptera; Noctuidae. The record is from RefSeq and is a predicted model, not a curated record.